AUUCACACACAUUCAGACUUGAAAGUUGGGUUUUGGGGAAGAAGAAAGGCGGGGUUUUGCUAAUUUUGUUUUUUUUAGGGUUUCCCUUUAUCUGACUAGUUUGAGUAAGGAGCAAAAUGAUGUCAAAGGGUUGUGAGGUUGAGGUGUGUUCUGAAGAGGAAGGUUUUGUAGGCGCCUGGUUCCGAGCAGUCUUAGAGGAGAACCCUACCAAAUCUGGACGGAAGAAGCUCUGUAUCCGCUACAUAACUUUGCUAAGCGACGACGGUUCCUCUCCCCUCACCGAAAUGGUCGAGCAGAGACUCAUUCGGUCGAUCCCGCCGGAAGAUCUACAGAACAGCGUCGUUUUGGAGGAAGGAACGGUGGUCGACGCAGAUCAUAAAGAUGGGUGGUGGACGGGUUUUAUCUUAAAGAAGAAAUCAGAAGGUGACAAGUUUUUGGUUUACUUCGAUUCACCACCGGACAUUAUCGAGUUCGAGAGAAACCAGUUGCGGGCUCAUCUUCACUGGACCGGUUGGAAAUGGAUCGUACCGGAAACUAAGAAAUUGGAUAAGUCCAUGUUUUGCUCCGGAGCAAUGGUGGAAGUCAGUCCUGUCAAAGAUGAAAUGGAAGGUGGGUGGUACCCGGCAAUCAUGGUUACAGAGGUCGAAGAGGAUGAUGAGAAGAAGUUCAUUGUCAAGGACAUUAAUCAGCAGUUGAGCUGCAAUGGCGGUGAGGCAACACCAACCACGACUGUUGAUGCGCACCGUCUUAGGCCCACACCGCCUCCUUCUUCGGCUGGAGAAUAUCGGUUGUUGCAAUGGGUAGAGGCAUUGCAUCGCUCUGGGUGGUUCCAAGGGUCGGUGAGGAAAAUUCUCUCUGGGAAACGUUACUCAGUUAAUUUAGCGGCUACAAAGGAGGAAUGUGUAUUUAAUCACGCUGAGCUUAGGCCUUUGAUGGUGUGGGACUGGGCAAAUCGGGUUUGGCGUAACGCACCAAAGCAAGGAUCCGUGAAGGAGACUCCUUCCAGCAUCCUAAACAAGAAUCCAAUUCGCACUUGUUCUGGUGCUAAGCCACUCACUAAAGCUAAAACUGCAACACCAUUGAAACAACGUAUUGUAGCAAAAGAUUCUGUAACCCCGUCUUCGGUCAUAACUGCAGCACCAUUGAAACAAACAGAGGCCAAAACUGUAGGGAAUAUAUCCCCAUUGAAGUCACCUGAGCCAAUGAUGAAUCUGAAUGAAUCUGGAAAUGAUUCAACUCCACAUAAGAUCCCUGAGGAGGAGAAUAGCGAAGCUACGAGUAGAAAAAGGAAAAGAGAACAAGAACAACACUCGAACCUGAAUGAAGAAACUGAUGGGACUAGCAACGGUUCAAAAGCUGAGAUCAAUGAAUCAAGUAAAAAAAUCUGCAACGAUGGUGAAGUUGUUGAUCAGCCUCUCUCUGUUUCGAUAGGAAACUUAUCCACUGAGCUAUCCUGUAAUCAGAGCUUGGACCUGGUGAAUAGCUCUGCUGCUGCUGCUUGUGUUGAGGAGUCACCGGCCAAAGACACUCUAAUGGAUUUGCCUUUUGCAAAGAAGUCUCCAUACUGGAAGAGGUGUGAAUUAACAGACGGUUUCAAAUCGAAACCACAACGACCUCACUUCAGCCCUUUGCUUGAGGUUAAAGACGAUAUCCGUGAGUGGUCAGCAGUUGGCAUGAUGGUGACCUUUUACGGCUUACUAGACGAAGCUAAAGAUCUGAAACUCGAUGAUCCCACGAGCAAGCUCAACGACCUCAGUGUUUCCUUUGCCGAUCUAGAGAAGCAUGGUUUCGACGUUGUAUCUCCUCAGUUACUAAUCAGCAGAUUGUUGCAUCUCAAAGAUUUGCGAGCUAGGAACGCGGAGGAACGAAAAUGUUUUGAGGAAGACAUCGAAGAUGAAGAGAGUGGACGUCGCGAAUUAGAAGAAAUGAGGGCUGAGUUGGCACGCAAAAUUUGUGAGCUGAAGAGACAAGAAGCAGAUGCGAAAGAGAAGAAGGAAGCCGCUGAGAAAAAGAUAGCUGACAUGAAGUCACGUGUGGAAAUGCUUAGCCAAGAAAAUGAAGCUGUGGAGCUUGAGUUUCAAAAAGCCAUAUCGGCUCCAUGGUAAUAAGUUAUAACCUCUCCCUGUUUUGGUCAAUGAAACAAGUAGAACUGCCCUUUUGUCUGAGAUUGUUGGCUCUUAUGCUUCUGUUUUAAGCUUAACUUAUGACCGUGUUGACGAAGAUGAUGAAGUUUAUAAGUAACUUACUGGUUUUUGGUCUCAGUGACCAAUUCAGCUUUACCACGUCAAUUUUUUUCCUUCUUUCUAAACUCGUAAGGACACAAUCCAAGAAUAUUUUUUUUUCUUUAAAUAAAGUAGGAUUCAAG
Molecule: messenger RNA, 2365 nt
Organism: Thlaspi arvense
Lineage: Eukaryota; Viridiplantae; Streptophyta; Magnoliopsida; Brassicales; Brassicaceae
Source: the annotation of a GenBank genome assembly